AUCAUAAACGUCAACAAAGCCGCGCGCAAAGUAAACAAUCAUUCCCGAUAAGAACGGCGGCGGAUUUUCACGUUUUUCCGCAGUGCUGUGCAUUUCUAGCGACAACCAGCAACUAAAGAAUGACGCUCGAAGCAAUCAAGUAUAAAGCCGGCCAGCUGCAAAUACUGGACCAGCUUCUACUGCCCGGUGAAUCAAAGUACAUUCCUGUUGCCGGUGUAAAGGAUGGCUGGAGUGCGAUUCACAAGAUGCAGGUGAGAGGGGCACCAGCCAUUGCCAUCGUUGGAUGUUUAUCGCUGGUGGUGGAGAUUUACGAUAAACAGUACGACACGAAGGUUGCGCUCGAGAAGGAACUAGGCGAACAUCUGCAGUAUCUCGUCACGUCACGACCGACGGCAGUGAAUCUGAAGCUGGCCGCCGAUGAGGUGAAGGAUCUGGCCACGAGUUUGUUAAACAACGAGACGGUUAACGUUGACGGGAUGAAGCAAGAGGUUAUCAAAUCUAUUGAGCAAAUGCUGGAGAAGGAUAUUAGAGAUAACCGUGCCAUCGGUGACAAUGGUGCCAAUGCACUACUGAAAGGAAUAGAUAGACCGUUGAGGUUGCUUACCCAUUGCAACACGGGAUCGCUCGCUACGGCAGGUUAUGGAACCGCACUUGGAGUGAUCCGGAGCGUAAAUGAAAGGAAUCUCUUAGAUCACGUAUACUGCACGGAAACCCGUCCGUACAACCAGGGCGCCCGUCUUACCGCCUACGAGCUCGUGCACGAUAAACUUCCGGCCACUCUCGUGACGGACAGCAUGGUAGCCGCCCUGCUGAACAGCCGUAAAAUCGAUGCCAUCAUCGUCGGUGCGGAUCGUGUCGCUGCGAACGGUGAUACGGCUAACAAAAUUGGCACGUACCAGAUGGCUGUGGUGGCGAAACAUCACGGCGUACCGUUUUACGUAGCCGCUCCGUUCACCUCGAUCGAUGUCGCCAUCGCGAACGGUUCGUACAUCAAAAUUGAGGAACGACCCGAGCACGAGCUAACGCACAUCGCCGGGCAAAGGAUUGCAGCGCCCGGGAUUGGGUGCUGGAAUCCGGCAUUUGACGUUACGCCGGCCGAACUGAUAACGGGCAUUAUCACCGAGCGGGGUGUACUGAAACCGAGCGAACUGGCCGAAAAGGUCAGACAGAAAUGAAUGAAGUGAUCGCGUUGCGGUUGAGUAACGUUGUUUACACCAGACGA
Messenger RNA from Anopheles stephensi (Asian malaria mosquito), 1222 nucleotides. RefSeq names its product methylthioribose-1-phosphate isomerase. The record is from RefSeq and is a predicted model, not a curated record. Gene Ontology annotation, molecular function: S-methyl-5-thioribose-1-phosphate isomerase activity. The transcript is spliced from 5 exons. The coding region runs from base 120 to 1175 and encodes 351 amino acids. Lineage: Eukaryota; Metazoa; Arthropoda; Insecta; Diptera; Culicidae.